UAAUACUAUUAUAUGGGACACUGAUCUGUAUACUAUCAUUGAUACGGGAUUGUUGUUUCGCAUGUAAUGUUUCGAUGGCGAUAGAAAAUCUGUGAAUCACAUUUAGUAAGAAAGGCGCUUUAAUCGGGAUGAUAGCUGAAACCUCAAAAUUGUGUCGUUAAGUUAAAUAAGCAUAUAUUGAAAAGAAAGAAAUAGGCAGUCAUAAACGUUGUAACGUAAAUAAACAAACUUGAAGCUUUUGUGCUUCUUUUUAUCAUUAAUUUUGAAAUAUUUAACUAGAAUUUUUAAUUUUGAAGCUUACAAUUAGAAUUUUAAACUCUAUCGCCUCAAUAACUCUUUUCAAAACUAUUGAAAAUAUUAAAAAAAAUAUUUAUUCCUGAAUAAAAGACAGUCAUUUUAAUUAAAUUUUGAACUUAAGGAUUAAACAAAUAUUGUUUCCUACAUGCAUUUAAAGCCUUACUUCUAAAAGUUGACUUAUCUCUGUUUGGUAGCACCAUUUUUUUAAAAAUAUUAUCUCGUUUUUUUAAUGGUGUUAAUAUUUUUUUACUUAUGAACAUUUAGAACACAAUGGAAGACAUAGAUAUUGAAGCUGAGUUGAAGAAAAUUAUAACUGAUGUAAAUCAAAUUGAUAGAGCGAUUGAAAAAUUAAAUAAUAGGAGACAAAAGUUACUGUCAAGAAAACAUACCUUGCAACAAAAGUUGCAAGAAAAUGCAACUGAGAAACUAGCGAAUCAAGAUUGGGAAAGAUCAGAUCACCCAUGGUCACAGAAAGUGGUUAAUACCUUAAAGUCUAUUUUUAAACUGAACAGUUUUCGACCAUUCCAAUUAUCUACUAUAAAUGCAGUUAUGUCCAAACAGGAUUGUAUUUUGUUGAUGCCAACAGGAGGAGGGAAAAGUUUGUGCUACCAGUUACCUGCUUUGGUGUUAGAAGGUAUUACAUUGGUAGUCUCGCCAUUAGUAUCACUGAUGGAAGAUCAAAUUAUGGCUAUGGAAGCCAUUAAUGUUCCAGCAGUUCUUCUGAAUGCAAAUAGUACUCGUGAGCAUGUAAAUCAUGUUCAUAAACAAAUGACUGAAAAAAAUCCCUCGAUUAAGUUAUUAUAUGUUACACCUGAAAAGUUGGCCAAAAGCAAGCGUUUCAUGUCAAAACUUGAGAAGAUGUACAAAAUGGGACUUUUUUCUUUGCUGGCUAUUGAUGAAGUUCAUUGUUGCUCACAGUGGGGACAUGAUUUUCGAACAGAUUACAAAUUUCUUGGUAUCAUGAAACGUCAGUACCCUAAUGUACCCAUUCUAGGUCUAACUGCAACUGCUACAUCAUCUGUAAUCAAUGAUGUUCAAAAGAUUUUGAACAUUCCAGGCUGUUUAGUGUUGAAAGCAUCAUUUAAUCGCCCUAAUUUGAAAUAUGAGGUUGUUUGUAAAUCUUCUGUUCAGAAAGAUAAUGUAACUGAGUUAGAAAACCUUCUGAGAAACCGUUUUAAUGGUCUUUCAGGAAUUAUAUAUUGCUUUUCAAUCAAAGAUUCAAUGGAAAUUGCUACUGAACUAAGGAAUCGAGGUAUUAAAGCCCGAGCUUACCAUGCACAGUUGGAUGCUAAAACUCGAAGUUCGGUGCACAAAAGCUGGUCUACCAAUUCAGUACAAGUUAUUGUUGCCACAGUUGCCUUUGGAAUGGGCAUUGAUAAACCUGAUGUCCGAUUUGUUAUUCAUUACUCAAUGCCAAAGUCAAUGGAAAAUUUUUAUCAAGAAAGUGGAAGAGCUGGUAGAGAUGAUCAACUAGCAACAUGCAUUCUUUUUUUCCGAUUUCCAGACAUAUUUCGCCAAAGUACUAUGAUUUUUACUGAACAGAAAGGACUAGAGCAUCUUUAUGCAAUGGUUUCUUACUGCCUUGAUUUAAAAAGGUGUAGACGAGCAAUUAUUGCUGAACAUUUUGGAGAACGCUGGAACUCUUCUGAUUGUAAUGAAAUGUGCGAUCAUUGUGAUAGACAUAGCCCAUAUGUAGAGAAAAUGAAGAAUGCUGCUAAAGAGUGUCAAGUUAUCUAUGACAUCUUAGAACAUUGUAAUAGGUUGGAUGAGCGCUUAACAUCACAAAAAUUGAUCGAUAUAUGGCAAGGUAAAGGCUCCCCCAAAUCACGCCCCCCUGGAUACACGCCUACCUCUCUUAGUCGAGAAAGCUGUGAAAGGAUUGUUGCCCUCUUGCUUUUAGAUUCAUAUUUAAUAGAAGAAUUUCACUUCACUCCAUAUUCUACUAUAAGUUACAUUAACACUGGAUCUAGAACGUUGCCUAGCAACAAAGAACUUUUGUUACCAAUGCCAGUUUUACGAACUAAAAAUGAUAAUUCUGUUAACGACAAUGCAGCUUCCAAAACAAAAGAGAUUAGUAAAGAGAGUUCAUCCUCAGUAAAAAGCCAACAAAGUACAUCGUCAAGUAAGAAAAUCAAGGACAAACUUCCACAAUCUCCCAGUAAAAAAGCAUCCACAUCUUCAUCUGUUUCGAGUAAGAACCCGGUAAAACUUUGUGUUGUGAAUGAGGUAAAAUCUCAUUUUCACAACGGUGUCCCUUCUAGCACAAAAAAAGAUUCACCUGCCAAUAGGGAUGGUAAAACUAAUAAAAAACGACGUACGCUUGAAGAAGCUGAACUGUCUGAUGGACUACAUUUUGAUGAUUUUGAAAUUUCAACAAAAAAGUCAAAAAGCAAAAACUCUAAUUCUAAUAGUGUGGAAGAAGUUCAUUUGAUUAAUGAAAGUGAUUCUGAAGAAGAUGUCUCUAUAGCACAUAAGAAAAAGAUUGUAAAUAAAUGUGUCCCAACCAUUACAGUUAGUGAUGAGAGUAAUUAGUCUGUAAAUAAAUUAUGUGUUUAUUUA
Molecule: messenger RNA, 2856 nt
Organism: Parasteatoda tepidariorum (common house spider)
Lineage: Eukaryota; Metazoa; Arthropoda; Arachnida; Araneae; Theridiidae
Product: ATP-dependent DNA helicase Q1
Biological process (GO): double-strand break repair via homologous recombination
Cellular component (GO): chromosome; cytoplasm
Molecular function (GO): 3'-5' DNA helicase activity; four-way junction helicase activity; nucleic acid binding
Source: RefSeq, a predicted model, not a curated record